AAGUCAAGUCGGAAGAUGAAAGGGGGUACCUGCAAACACACUGCAAUCUUCAAUUGCCUCACUUAAGGCUUGCUUUGCUUAAUGCAAUGACAGUUUGCUACAAGGCAAAGAACCUUGCCACUGAAGCUAACUUUGCCAGACGGCUAUUGGAGACGAACCCCACCGUUGAGAGUCAGGCAAAGUUACCCAGGCAAGUGCUGCAGGCGGCAGAGAAGAAUAUGACUGAUGCUUCUCAACUGAACUAUGACUUCAGAAAUCCAUUUGUGACUUGUGGGGCAACAUAUGUACCAAUUUACCGAGGACAGAAGGACGUCUCUUGCCUUACUGUAGCUCACGGUUUGUGCCAAGCCAAGAAGGGAAGCUCUGUACUGUUUGUGAUCUUGCAGUGGUUGGUGCAGAUGCUUCGGGGUUACUAUGUUCUCCAUCUCAGAUUCGAUAAUCAGGCUGCAGGACUAGGAGGAUUCAUCCUUUUUGCAGCAGUUGCGGUCGUGUCGAUUGAUUUAUAUCUGCCAGUAAAUUGACAAACCAUGAGCUAGACAAGCGGGCGGAAUGAUGCUCUGUUUUCGGAAAGUAGGUGCUAUUUUUUCUUGACCGGUGGGUGGUGUAUUACUCAAUAGUGAACAUUUGAGUCUAGUUUGAGCAAAUUUUUUUUGUUGAGAUGGUUAUGUAGUAUUAAGCAGAGUAUGCUCACAAAUAUUAAUGGUAUAGUUACUUUUAAAUGGUCAUGGUUAUAGUUUGUUAUUUUCAUGAUAAUUCAAUCA
Molecule: messenger RNA, 761 nt
Organism: Rosa rugosa (rugosa rose)
Lineage: Eukaryota; Viridiplantae; Streptophyta; Magnoliopsida; Rosales; Rosaceae
Product: coatomer subunit alpha-2-like
Exons: 2
Coding region: 87-521 (144 amino acids)
Biological process (GO): vesicle-mediated transport; intracellular protein transport
Cellular component (GO): COPI vesicle coat
Molecular function (GO): protein binding; structural molecule activity
Source: RefSeq, a predicted model, not a curated record